Ilex paraguariensis (yerba mate) is the source of this 1206-nucleotide messenger RNA. The record is from the annotation of a GenBank genome assembly. Lineage: Eukaryota; Viridiplantae; Streptophyta; Magnoliopsida; Aquifoliales; Aquifoliaceae.
UGCACACUCAAGGGGGCCAAAUUACCGGGCUCUUCAAAGAGAGCCAAGCCGCCAAGGGGGAACCUGAUAAGGUCAAGGCUUCGUUUGUUGAUGCCGAAAAGAGGAUCAUCGAGGGUAGCCAAUUCAGAGCAAACUUGUGCCUUCUUCACUCAAGAAUUGGACAAGUUAAGGAUUGAGUUGGAGGCCAAAAAGUUGUCGGAGCAAGAGAUUGUCAAUCGAUGCGUCGACACAUCCUGGUGGCCUUAGAGGAGAAUAAGAGGGAGUACUUCAAGAUUGGGUAGGAUGAGGCACUUCGGGCAGUCGGGGUCCUUAUCGAGUCCCCACUCUUCAAGGAGCACGAGUACAUACCCUUCGAGGAGAUGGUGCAAGUUGCAGCCGAGGUUGUGGCUGAGGUGUCGGGGCGCCUCAAGUUCCAAAUCCAGCUCCUUCAGCCGAGAAUGCGACCCCAACUCCGGCCCCUCGGGAUGAUGCUACUCUUGUGUUUGCCGAUGCUUCAGUCGAGGUUGCUCCUGUCUCUGCCGACGUCGAGCCUGCCCCUCAGGACGAAGCUUCUAUGGUAUGCACCGACAUAACGUCUUCCUCUCAUAGCACCGACUCCUUCUCCACCAGCAUUGAUGAGCUUUUUGGUGGCAUCAGAGGUGGUAUCAGUGGCAAGGUUACUAGCCCACCAUAGAGCAGCUUUUUGUUUUUUUUUGUUUUGCAACUUAAUUUUCAAUUCUUGUAGCUUGAGGGACGUAAAGCCCUCCUUUUUGGAAUGCAAGGGUGUUUUUUUCUUUUGCUAAGUGUUGCUUUCUUUUCCUUUCUUGUCUUUGCCAUCAGGGCCAAGUCUUUUACUGGGGACCUCAACAUUAGAGAUGACAGUGGACCAGAGAAAAAUGGGUAUUCGUCCAAACCCGUCCCGUUUGGACCAGGGAUGGAUUAUACGUAUUGGACGGUGGACGUAUACGAGAUAUCCGUAUAAACCUGUGUGGGGAUGGACUUACUCUUACCCCCGCCCCGUCCCCGUUAUACCCGUUAAAUCCUAAGGCGCCUAAGUUACUCUUCCUCCCCUAUUAGCACCUCCCCCCUCUCUCUCUCUCUCACACACACACUCCUCUUCGAGACUCUCGCCUCUCACCUCUCUCUGUUUCUCUCAGUCGAUUGAUCCCUAGUGCCUCCUCCUCUUUGAGUCCCAGAGACUCUCGCCCCUCUCGCUGUCUUAUCUUC